Styela clava is the source of this 6067-nucleotide messenger RNA. The record is from RefSeq and is a predicted model, not a curated record. NCBI's taxonomy places the organism in Eukaryota, Metazoa, Chordata, Ascidiacea, Stolidobranchia, Styelidae.
AUUUUCAGUUGGUCAGGAGUAAGUAUUAUUAUUGAUGCAAUGUUUUCACAUUCAUAUAUCCUAUACAACACUAUCUGACUAUGGAAGAGAAUUCAGAUUUGACGGAGGCAUUGGAGAAUGAUUUUGAUAAACAUCAUGUUGAAAAGUUGGCUUUGAAAGCAUAUGAACGUAGAAAAUAUGAAGAAGCAGCAAAUUAUUUCACAGAACUGACAACUAAAAGUGAACAUAAGGAUGUCGAGUGGUACAUUAAGAGAUGUGAUUGCUAUCAACAUCUUAACAUGGAUGCAGAGGCAAUACAUGAUGCUAAUAUGGUGGUGAAUUUACAUCCAGAAAGCUAUAAAGGUUACAGUCUUCUUGGAACAUUGAAUCAAAUCCAAGGUCAUUAUGAUGAAGCAUUAUUUUGUUAUUUUGAUUGUCUUGAAAUCUUAUGGCUUGAGGGAUCUGCACCUGAUCAAAUUGUUGACAACUGUAUAAAAGAUAUUAUAAGAUCUGCAAGACCAGUUUCGGAAUUACCAAGCAAUAUCGGAGAGCAAAGUAUACUAACCCAAUUAUACAUCCUUGGCAAUAGUUUACGACGUGAAGUUCAACAUACACUUGCUAUUCGAUCAAUGGAGGUUGCUUUGUUAGUUUAUGAAAGAACAAAAAUGAAACUGCCUGCAGGCAGGGCUGAUAGUUCGACAAAACAAGAUCAUGUUAAAGAUGAUAAUAUAGAAGAAAAAGGAAAAUCAAAGAUGGACGAAGAUGAAAUGAACGAAUCAUUGAAAAUGAAAAUACAUUUUGUACUGGCACAAAGUCAGCAAGGAAUUGGAAAGUUUGCUGAAUCGAUUGAAAAUUUCAAGAUGAGUUCAAGUGUUGCUCUAAGAAUUGGAGAUGUAUCUUAUGAAACAAAGACGUACUUACAUUUAUCAACAUUAUGUUUGGAUCAUGAUAGGCAUGCUGAAGCAGCUUCCUAUUAUAUAAAAUUACUUGCUGUUGGACGUGAUGUGUUAUCUGCAGUUGGGGAUGAUCAAACUAAGUUCAGGGAACAUUGGUCAAUGGAAAUGGAAGCAAGCAUUCUGUUGAAUCUGUGUAUUGCGUUUAAAUCAUUGAGAUUGUAUGAUGAAGCACUCAUAUAUGCUGAAAGAUAUGAUUCAUUGAUUGGUCUAAUCAAUGCCAGUCCCACUCCAACACCAGAUGUGAUUGGAUUUGCAGGACAAUUUACUGAUGAUUUUCGACCAAAAUCUGUUCCAACUCUUGGUUUUAUGGAUUCCAUAUUUACGCAAAGAUCUGUUGAUUUAUCUGGAAUACUACAGUCCAAAUUUAUUCUUGGUGAUUUACAAGAGCUUAGAGGGGAUUUUGAAUCGGCAAUGAAAUAUUAUACAGAAUGGAUGAACUUGAGUCAGACAUUGGCUAAAGAUAAAACGAGCUUUGAAAAUCCAUUCCUCUUGGACACUGCUUCAGCUCUCUCAUGCCAAGGAAGUGUUUAUAUGAAACAAUUAAAACACAAAGAAGCAUUGGAAUGUUUUAAACAACAAUCAAAGAUUGCAAAAAUGACCAAAGUCCCACAACUUAUUAUGGAGUCAGCAUUAUCUCGAGGUGAUUCCUUAAUUUUGCUCGGAAGAAUCGAGGAAGCUCGUAAUGUUUUCAAUUAUGCUCAAAAAUUGAGUCGAUCGAUGGAAGAUUUGGAACCAGAAUGCAUGUGUAUGUGGAAGGUUGCAAGUGUUUUUGCAACUGAACAUCGUUUCACACAUGCUGCAUAUUAUUGUGAACAAGCUGUGGCAUUGGCAAACAAAUGUGGAAAAAGAUCUGUACAAAUGAAACUGAACUUUGAACUUGCUCUGUAUUAUCAAUACUCCAAUUCAUCAAAGGAACUUCAAAAAGCAGCGAAUAUCUUAUAUGAAAUGAUACAGUUUCAAGAAGAGCAUAUUUAUUCUCAUCGAAGCAAUGGAGGAAAGUAUUUCCAUGAAGAGGAGAAUAUGUUGGGAAAAUGCUAUAAUGCGAUGCAGGUGAUUCUCCAUAAAUUGGACCAGGCAGAGAUGUCAUUUGCUUUUGUUGAAGCAUACAGACGAAGAAAAUUUAUUCAGUUAUUCGAUAAACGACCUCAAAUUCCUGUGAUAUCGAUGUCUGCGAUUACUGAUGCUGAUCCUAAGAAAGAAAUGGCUGAACAACAAGAACAGGAAGAUACUGAUAAAGAAGAAUCUGAUUUGGAUUUGAUUAAUUAUCACAAUUUCAUUCCAACUUAUCUCCAGAAUGAUGCUGUUGUGCUGAGUUAUUCACUUCAUGAUGAAGGAUUUCUUGUACAACUAAUCAAUCCUGGUGAACAAGAAAUGAAAAGUUAUUUGUCCUCGACUUAUGAUAUAAAGCCAUUUUCUACUCGCCCCCGAAUUGAAGCUCUGGUUGAAAAACUCGGAAAAAUCACAGAAAAUAAAAAACUAAGAGACAUAUAUAAUUCUGAAACAAGAUGUCUUCCACAGUCUGCAACUCAUUUCAUUCCUGUUCCAAAGAUAAAAAAUAUUGAUCGAAUCGAUAAGGCGAACAAGGCUUUAGAAUCCGGUGAUCAUGGUGUUGUGAAAGAAAAAUCGAUAAAACCGGAGGAUGGCAGUGGAGAAGCAGUUGGAGAAGCUCAUAAUAGAAAGCAACUGUCUGUUUUGGAAGAACUCUAUGAGAUUCUAAUUCAACCUCUCGAUGAAAUGUUGAUGAAUUUUCAACAAAAUAAGCAUAUUAUAGUGAUCGCAGAUAAGGCUCUCAAGAAGAUUCCAUUUGAUUGUUUGAUCAAUCCAUCGUCAAAACGUUUGUUAGGAGAAAGAUUUAAUAUUACAAUUGCACCAUGCACUUAUUUGUUGUGCAAUCAACCAGAUGAUGGUCAUGACAGAAAUUUGUCACCAAAAACACACUCAUCAUUUUCCCAUAAAGAACCCAGUGUAAAACAGAAAUAUUCUCCUCGAUCAAAAUCUUCUGCCAGAAGUCAGAGAAAAAGUCCCAGGCCUACUUCUUCUAGGUCAACUCGGAAAUCUGUACAUGAUAAAGCUGUAAAAGAUUUCAGGCAUAAUGAAUUGCUGAAAUCAUUUGGUGAUGAAGAUUCACUUCAAGCUCUUGAUCUUUGUGGAUUUUCAUCAAGCAUUUCACGACUUGUUACUAAAACAGCUACCGGAACAAAUGUACUUACAUCACCAAGAUAUAUUCCUCCAUAUAAGCAAGAUUCAAAGAAGCAAAAAUGCACUGUGAUUGGUUGUCCAUCUUUGCCACUUUCUCUUCAUUACCAAGGUGAAAUAUGGAAUCCAAGGUCGAAACUACCUGUUGCUAUGAAAGAAUGUAAAAAGGUAUCAGAAUAUUUUGAUGUGAGUCCUAUACUAGGGGAUGAAGCAACAAAGCGUCGUUUCAUAGAAGAAAUCAAAACGUCUUCUAUUCUCCAUAUUUCAACAUUUGUAGACAUUAAUAAAGGAUUCAUUGCAUGGUCACCCGAUUCUUUCCCAAUCUCUGGUUCAAUUCCUGAUGAAGAUACAUAUUUGUUCAAACCGGAAGAUUUAAAAUUAUUGCAACUCGAUAAUCUGCAUUUAGCUGUGCUUCUUUGUGGUCAUGGUUGGCCUAACAUAACGUCAUCUGGUGACAAAGAAUCGAAUACAACACUGAAUUUACCAGCAAUGUUGUUAUCAGCAGGAGCUUCAUCUGUUCUUCACCAGUUGUGGAAUGUUCCAGACUUUGUUAUGGAAUUGUUUCUAUUUCAUUUCUAUGAUUCACUACAGGAUGGUAACCUUGUGUCAAAAGCAGUUGCCAAUGCUAAGGAAGCUGUUCGUAAGAAACAUUCCGACCCCAUAUAUUGGUCAGGUAUUCAGUUGUACGGAUCCGACGUUUUUGUCAAUCUAUCUGACAUCAGGACAUCACAACUUCAUACAUCUCUAGAUCUUGUGGAAGCCGAAAGCCUGAAUCCGAAAUGUACUGUUAAUGAAGUGAUAACACCAGAAAUUGCAUUGAAGAAUCUCCAGAUGAAGUUUUCACAAUUAUCAGGAAAUUUGAUUCCGAAAAGACCAAUUCCGCCUUACAUUGAAGCCAAAGAUGGACUUCCCCCUGGCCUUGGAGAAAAAAAUGUAACGAAACAUGAAGCACAUGAUCAUGAACAAUUGGGACCAACGAACCGUGAUGUUGUUGGAGCUCUUAUUGAACUAUUAGAAGAAGCAAUGGAUAGACUCACAGCGGACUCAAACACAGACCGUCCUGUAAUUAUAUUACCGGAGAUUAUCAGUAAUGCUGAAGGAGCUGUAGAUUUACUCUUGGAGCUCGGAUUCGAUUUCCAACCUGCAGAUGUACCACGACCACCUCCUGAUCUGACUUCUGCAUCUCCUUUCACCCCUGGUCAAGAGGUCACUGCCGUUGUGUUCCCUCAUUGGAACAAAGACGGGAUGUUAUUGCCUGCUCAUCAAGCUCUGACUGGAUUACAAGAUAUUUGUAGCAGUGAUACUGCACUUCAAUGUUUGGCCAGGAUUCUUCCGUUAUCACAAGCAACUCUAUGUUCUCUGAUUGAUUUGCUCGCUGUGACACGCCACACACCUGAAGUACAGUUGAGAGUACAUGAUGAUGGUGUUUCUGUAUUAUGGAGAAAUAGAUACAUCAGAAAAUAUCUUGAAGAGAUUGGUUUUAUGCAAGUUCAUGGACUUGCCGUAUUUUUUAAAAUAUCGAAACACAGAACUUUACUGAUUGCCAGCCUCCAGUUAUUUGCAUCUCUCUGUCUGCAUCGAGAUCAGAGUGUUUUAGAACAACUCAACAUCACUACAUUAGGUGAAUCACCAAAGAUGAAGAAUGAAGCUAAAAAAGUAGAUUUGUCGACUGUCAAACCGGUAAUCCUGCCAAGAAAGGAGGUUGUUCUAACUUCAUCAUGGAUGCAGAAGCAACCAGAUCAACAAGAAGAAAAAGAAAUUAAACAGUUUGCAGAGAAACUAUUUCAGGUGAAAUCAGAAUACAAAAGAUCUUUGGAACAUGCAAAAUGGUGGCAUAAGAAUUUGUUAACUCCCCAGGCUCAAAUCAAAUUGUCAGAGUAUGGUGUUGAAAAAGCUCCAAAGCAAAUAAAGAGAAAAGUUAAACCAGGAGCCACUCCUUCAUGUCAACGAGAAUCUGUAGGAGAUUCACCAGAACCACACAGUCGAGAUCCUUUCUACAAAGUUUUUAAUGAAUCGAUGCAGAAGCGAGAUUACGCAAAUUAUUUAUCAAGGAAACGAUACAAUGAAUUGGAUUUGAGAUAUAAAGCUAAAGUACAUGAAAUAUAUAGCCAUUAUGCUGUGAAUGGAUAACCGUUACGUGAUAAUGUUGUCAUAAUGAGAUUUUUGCUUCAACAUGAUAAACCACUCUUUUACAUGUCUUAUGAAUUUACGGAGCUCUACGGUGCACAACCUGAACAUAGUAUGUGUACCAGUUUAGGGUUCAGGUUGUGCGCCAUCUUGGUGCACAUACUUCGGGAGCGCCGAAAUUUACUGCCCACAUGAAAAAUUCUUUCACUGUUGUAGACCAGAGAUUUUUAACCAAAUCCUCAUUCUUACAUCCUGAAAAUUUAAAAAGUAAAGUUAACUAAUGCUGUAGGAUAAUGGAUGUAGAUUUUAGAAUGAUGGCAUUGAGCUUACUUAUUUGCAAUUGAAGUAUGAAACAAUGCUAUUUUUUUCAUUCAAAAUGAUAUGUAACAGACAAAAAUGUAAAUUUCUUGAUUGCAAAAUUUACCCAAAGGUAGAUCAAUUUACUCCAAAGGAGUAAGGUAACAAUACGCAUGUUUUUGACUCCAUGAAAUUUUUUUGGGGCUAUUUAGUUCGAAUAUUAAUAUUGUAGUUCAAAAAAUAAUUUGACAUCUAACGGAUAGCAUUAAGAAAAUGGGAAAAUAAGUGACGGGCUUGUUUUCGAAUUCAAAAUUCUGUCAUUGCAAUUGCUAAAGUUCACAUAAGACAACCGAAAUAAUCAAGUAAUUGUCCCAUGCGCAAUGGUAUUACCAUGAAGCUAAAUCUUGGUAGAGAUAUCAUCUUUUGUUGGAUUCUUUGUUAUUGUACAUAUUUUUGCAGCGGAUGAAAAUAAAUAUAUAUAUUUUGUAAAUCCAAUGUAGGUUUAUUUGUUC